AUGGCCAGAGUUCCGUUCAUAGGGAGGCUCUUCUUCCGAGAGUAUCUUGCUCUAUUUGGGUCUCUCAUACUCGUCGCGCUAGAAGUAUUCGUUCGGAUCAUUACACUUGGACUGCCUCAACCCAUCAUUCGUUUCUGCUACAACACGUCCAAGAAGUUGUUCAAUCGUCUAUCUUCCCCAAAGUCGAAACAAGCUCGAUCGCAACGGAAAGCAAGGUACUCUGCCAUCGCUAAUUGCUCCGAUUUCACCGAACUCUGUGCGCUAUAUGGGUAUUAUGCCGAGGAACAUGUCGUACAGACAGGAGAUGGAUAUCUUCUCGGCGUGCAUCGACUGCCGUACCGCAAAGGGGAAGAGGCGGGUGCUGCGAGAGUCAAUGCUGGACCUGACUCCAUCAGAAAGCCUGUGGUAUACCUUCAUCAUGGUCUUCUGAUGAAUAGUGAGGUGUGGGUGUGCAUCACAGAAGAAGAACGGUGUCUGCCGUUUACACUAGUCAAUCAAGGAUACGAUGUCUGGUUGGGUAACAAUCGAGGCAACAAAUACAGCAAGAAGUCUACUCAGUUUUCGCCGACGUCCACCAAGUUCUGGGACUUCUCGAUUGAGGAAUUCGCAUUCCACGAUGUUCCGAACACUAUCGAUUAUAUCCUUGACACAACAGCCCAACCCUCGCUCUCAUAUAUUGGUUUCAGUCAAGGCACUGCGCAAGCUUUUGCUACGCUUUCCAUCCAUCCCGGUCUGAACGACAAAGUCAACGUCUUCAUUGCCCUGGCUCCGGCAAUGUCUCCAGCAGGUCUGAGCAACGGCAUUGUCGAUGCAUUGGUCAAGACAAGUCCUGACGUCCUCUUCCUCGCUUUCGGUCGCAAAUCAAUCCUGUCUUCCGCGACCAUGUGGCAAUCCAUCCUCUACCCUCCUAUCUUCGUCCGCCUGAUAGACAUGUCACUCUCGUUCCUGUUCGCCUGGUACGGACGGAACAUUACCGUGCAGCAGAAACUGGCAGCAUACCCUCAUUUGUACAGCUUCACAAGCGUCAAGUCUGUGGUGCAUUGGUUUCAAAUCAUUCGAAACAAGUCUUUCCAGAUGUACGAUGAUGACGGCUCAAACAAAUUCAGCAUCGGCGCCAGCAACCGAUAUUACAAAGUCGCAAAGUUCCCUACACGGAAUAUCAAGACUCCUAUUGUUCUUGUCUACGGCGGCAGCGACUCGCUAGUGGACAUUCGGGUCAUGCUCAAGGAACUGCCUAGACAUACCAUCGCCACGGAAAUUCCUCAUUAUGAGCAUCUCGAUUUCCUCUGGGGACAAGAUGUGCACAAUCUCGUAUUCCCACAUGUGUUGGAGGCACUGCGCUAUUACGCUCACGGGCGUACAACGAACGGCUUGCCGAAGGGCAACGAUUCCAAGGCCGCCGGGGCCCAAUCCACUGCCCAGGAACUGACAAAUGUUCCACCUGAACGAGAAAUUGACGAUGAAGGCGAACCUCAACGACCCAUCACGCCUCAAACCCAAGGGCUCCGACAUUCCAGUGUGGUCUCUGAUUCAGUUUGUGGUCACUUCAUCACUCGAUCUAUCGACUAUGACAUGAUCACAUGUUGCUGA
Molecule: messenger RNA, 1590 nt
Organism: Exophiala viscosa
Lineage: Eukaryota; Fungi; Ascomycota; Eurotiomycetes; Chaetothyriales; Herpotrichiellaceae
Product: putative triglyceride lipase-cholesterol esterase
Exons: 5
Coding region: 1-1590 (529 amino acids)
Source: RefSeq, a predicted model, not a curated record